AUGAAAUUAUUAUUAUUCAUACUUGUUUUUAUAUUACUGUUUCAACCAGGAGAGCUGAAAAAUCAAAGAAAGUAAGAGAAGAUUUACUUUUUGGAAAAAACAUUUUUUUAAUAAAAAAAUUCAGACAUGCGGUAAUGCUAACCGAAAAUGGAAAUAUAUUUUUUCAAGCUGGUCUUGAGGGAAACAUAUCAUUUAUACCGCAUGGCGGAAGUAUUUUCAUCGGAAAAACUGAUUUGUUAAAUUUACCACCAAUCGUAAGACACAACUAAAUUUUUCAAAAAAAAUCACAACAAAAAAUUUCAGGAAGAGUUCGAAGAGCAAGGAAAACGAAUUGAAGCACUUGAAAGAUAUUAUAAAUUUUUGAACGAAUUUGAUCUUUCUGGACAAUUCAGAAUACUCGAAGGAAAGGCUGAAUUUUUGAAAAAACAUGUAGGAUUCUCCCAAAUUUUCAGCAAAAAAAUCAAAAAUUUUCAGAACAAACACAUAGAAGAAUCUCUCCCUGAACUCACUGAAUAUAUGGAAGAAUCUUUGAAAGAGGAUGCUGACAUCGAGAGAGAACUUUUGGAGUUGGACAAGCAAAUAACGUAAUUUUUUUAGAAAUUUUUUUUUCAGAAUUUAAAUUGAAAAAAAAACGUUGUUUCAGGAGAAUUGAGAACAUUGUGAAUAAAGAUUAUUGUGAAGAGGAUAGACCGUGUAAAAAUGGAGCAACUUGUGUGCCAAAUGGUAUUUUAAAAUAUGUUUGCUUGUGUUUGAAAGGAUUUGAGGUAAGUUCAAAGCCUACUGGAAUUCUUGGAUUUUUUUUGAGAAUUUCAGAAAAAUUAAAGCUCAACAUUUCCAGGGAGAAAACUGUGAGAGUGACAUCAACGAAUGUGAUUUCAUCAAAAACACUGAUCUAGAAUGUCAAAAUAAUGGAACUUGUGUGAACACACCUGGAUCUUAUCAGUUAGUUUCAAUUUUCCAAAAACAUAAAUAUUCACUGUUUUUCAGGUGUAACUGCGCUGACAAUUUCUUCGGACCAUUAUGCAAUUCAACAGCCCCAAUUUGUUCUCCUUCUUCAAAUCUUUGUGGUCCAAAUGGUUAUUGCAUUGAAAAAGCUGACUUGAAAUCGUAUACUUGUAGUUGUGAUCAUGGUUAUCGGAAAACUGAAGAUAUCAGAAAUCCAACUUGUGUUGAUGUGAAUGAAUGUUCGAGUAAUCCGUGUAGUCCAGGGAUCGAGUGUGUGAAUAUUCCAGGAUCAUAUUUUUGUCAUGGAUGUCCGAUUGGAUUCAAAAGUGGGUUCACAAAUCUAGAUCAGGGCUAAUUUAGAAAUUUGUAAUAUAUUUAAAUUUUGAAUGCGGUGUCCAAACUAAAAAAAAUAAAAACAAAAAAUGCGAAAAUAUAUCGUCCAAAGUCUAGCUGUCUGCGUCUCACGAAUAUACACACUGUUUAUCUGUUUCGUGUCUGCGUCUCUCGAAUAUACACAUUAUUUCUCUGUUAUAUAAGGCGAGCUUUGGACGAUAUAUUCUCGCCUUUUUUGCUUUAUUUUUUACAUUGAACAUCGCAGAAUGUUCGAAUAAAUUAUGAUUUUUUAGUGAGUGAGAAUGGCUGUGUUGACAUCGAUGAAUGCAAAACCCGCCACAAUCCCUGCGAUCCUCUAGUCGAAUGUCGCAACUUGAUCGGAUCAUAUGAAUGUUCACCAUGCCCGAUUGGAUAUUCUGGUGAUAGUCGCAGAAGAUGCUCGAAAAUUGACCCAUGUUUCAAUAAUAAUUGUCCAGAAUCAGCAAAAUGUAUAACCAGUGAUCAUAUUUUGAAUCCAGAUGGCUAUGUUUGUGUGUGCCCUCGGGGAUAUUAUGGGGAGCGCAGAGAGAAUUCGACAAUUUUAGGAGAAUGUGUGAAAUCAAGCAAUUAUGCGUGUGAAAAUGAACCUUGUGCAAAUGGUGCAAGUUGUUAUGUGAGAAAUUUCAAGUUACCCCAAAUCUAUUUUUUUUAAAAACCUUUUUUUUUUCAGUCUUAUCCAAAUGACACAUAUUCUUGCGUUUGUGUUCCUGGUUACAUUGGAAAAAAUUGCGAAAAAAUUUCACCCUGUUAUCUCAAUUCAAAAUGUGGAAAUAACGGCGAUUGUAAAGUGAUCGAUGAUGACAAUUUCAUUUGUCAAUGUCAUAAUUUCUUCUUCGGAGAAUAUUGUGAAUAUCAGGAAGAUUCUUUCGAUCAUCACAUAACAGAUCUAAAUGGAAGAUAUUCGUUCAAUAUUUAUAUUCCACCUGGAUCUCGUAAACAAGUCAGAAAUUUGUAUUUUGAUGCUUAUCACAGUGAUAAGAUGCUUCAUGUGCAAUUCAUAACGUUUUAUGGAUUUGAUAUGAUGGAACAUGGAGCAACAAAUUGCACCAAGACAUUGGGAAAUUUGACGGUUUUUGAUGGUCCGAGAGAUGGAUAUACUCAAAUUGCCGUUUUUUGUGGUGAUCGAGAAGGGCCAAAGGUUUGAGAGAAAAAUUAAUUGGGUUGAGCAGUUUGAAUUUCAGGGGCCUGAAUCUGAGCCAAUUUUAUUCACAACAUCUUUGGGAUUGAUUAGAUUUGAAGGUGUUAGUGGAAAUUAUUCAAUCAGAUAUUGGGUUAAAGAAAGAGGUGACGAUAGACUCCAGUUACAAAAAUCAAGCUAAAAGGAUUUUUUUUCAGAGUGUGGUUUCCGUUCAACAAGACCUUUUGGAGAACUCAUUAUCCCAGAUUAUAAUACAACUAAAAAUUGUAAAUGGACAAUCACAGCUCCUUCAUCUAAAGUUAUAGAAAUAUCAGUUCCGAAUUACGAAUUCUAUGCAUCUCGGUGUAUACAAAAUCAACUGAAAAUUUUUGAAAACUUUAAAUAUGAUGAGUAUUCAAGAAUCUUGUUGGAGUGUCAAAAACUUGAUGCAUAUAAGUAUCGAUCUACUGGACCAAUUGUGAAUGUUGUAUUUGUGGUCCCUAGAAAACCAGAUAAAUUAGUGACUGGUUUCUCAAUUAGUUAUAGAAUUGUUGAACCGGAAACACGAUGUGGCUUCGAUAUUUUCAAUGAUAAACAUGAUCCAAGUUUUUCUGGAAUUAUCAAAUAUCCCGAUUUCAAUGGUUUAUAUCCUCCUCUUACAACUUGCACUUGGAGAAUUGGAAGUGCUGGGAAAAAUGAGAUGAGAAGUGAUUUCUCAUUGAAGCUCACUGUGGUAUCUGUGGAUAUUCCAUCGGAACAAAUAGGGGAUUCGGUUGGCGAAAUGUGUACAACAGAUUAUCUUCGAAUUUAUCCUGAUGAUCCAAAAUAUAUGAGUGAAUUUUGUGAUCUAAUUACACCAUUUGAGCAGCGUGACAUUGGCCAUAAUAUUAUGCUUCAAUUUCAUUCCGAUGAGACAAUUCAAGGAAAAGGAUUUGAAAUUGAAUAUGAAGUCAACUGCGGGAAAACAAUUGUUGUUCCUAACGCUUUUAGAAGUUUUAAUUAUCCGUUUGGUGGAAAUACUGGAUCUUGCAGUUAUUCUAUAUCUGGUUUUUAUAGACAACCUUUUGUGAUGAUUAUGUGAGUUUCAAAAACAUUACUGGAUGAUUCAAAACCUGUGAAUACAUAUUUAAUAUCAUAAGUUAGCCUAACUUUUUAAUUUCAAAGUCUCUCGUUGUCGAAUCCCUCUUCGCCAGAAGAACAAUGAUUUACUAUUAUUGUCUUGCCGUAGAAAAAAAAAAUCAAAAAAAAUUUUUUUUUGACUCGCUCGCAGACAAAAACAUUCAAAAGUUUUAAGUUAUCCUAACUGUCUAACCCCUCCUCACCCUGCACACUAUUUCUCUAAUGUUCACCUGCAAAGCUAGAGGAAAAAAUAUUUUUUUUGAAAAAUUAUUGCGAAAUUCUUGAAUUGAAUGAAAAUUAUAAAUUUUUUUCAGUUUCAAAGACAUUCGCCUGGAUAUUUUAUCAAAUGAAGAUUGUCUUUCUUCCAAUGAACACAGUGAUUAUCCAAACUAUGUUGAAAUCGAUGGUCAUAAAUAUUUUUGUGAAAAAGAUCUCUUCAAAACCGGAAAUACAAUGUAUAUCAAUUCUCAUACAUCAAUAAAUGUGGUUUCCGAUGGCAAUCCAGAUUUUAAAGGAAUUUCCGUGGAAGUUCGUGAAACUGAUGACGGUAAAUCAUGCAGCAUUUUUUAAAAAUAUCUAAUAAGGAAUUUUUAGGUUGUGGUGGUCAUUUCAGUGGUCCCGGUCAUUUUGCCACUCCAAAUUUUCCAGAAAAAUAUGGAAAAUCAAAAAAAUGUGUCUUUGUUAUACAACCAAUAAAUAAUCAGCGAUUAUCGAUUGAAUUCAAGACUUUUGAUGUUGGUGUGAAAACUGGAGAGAAAUGUUUGGGAGAUCGUUUGGAGCUGCUAGAUUUUCAUUCAACGAUUCCAUUUAUAUCGUUGUGCGGCUAUGAAAUUCCUGAAAGACUUGAGAUUGAUGAAAAAAGAAAAUUUGUUUUCACGGCGAAUGAUCAAACAAAUAUGACUUCGAAGGGUUUUAUAGCAGAGUGAGAAGUUUGAAAAAAAUUCGAAUAGACAACUUUUAAAAGCAAUAAAUUUGCUCGAUUUUUUCGUUUCUUUAAGUUACUUGUUUUCGACAAAAAAAAACAAAAAAUAAAAAUAAAACAACGAUACUCCGCGUGACCCUGCGCUCACACAAUCCCGGCAAUUUUUUUAUUAUUUUCAAACGAGGGUUUUUUAUUUUUUAUUUUUUUUAAUUGAAAAAAAAACUGUUUUUGCAGAUAUUUUGAAAAUACAUUAAAAAAAAACUGAUAUUUAGCCUCUUUGAGCCGUAACUUUUUCUUUAAAAAACCAAAAAAAAACCAUGUUUUUUUCAGAAUCACCAUCAUCCAAUCACCAACUGUGAUUCAAGAAUUCAACCAUACACUUUCCUCUGGAUCUAUUGACUUCAGAAACACCGCUAACCAGCACAUUCAACAAAUUCAUCACAUCAAGGUUCAAACCGGUUUUCAAAUAAUUUUCAGACUUGAUUUCAAUAUAGUCACCUGCAAAUCAUUCACAUUAUUCAUCAUCGAUGAUCAAGAUUCUUCAAUUUUGUACAAAUCCGAAUGUGAAAGUUCAAAUCUACCAGUUGUUUAUUCAUCCGGAAAUAUUGCUACUGUUAACAUUUCAAUUAAUGGCGAUGGUGUUACAAGGCUUUCAUAUCAACAGUAUUUGGGAAAUUGUGGGGAGAUUCAUGGAUAUCGAGGAGCAAUCUCAACACCGAGAUAUCCAAAUAUUCCCGAAGGACAGUGUCAGUGGGAUAUUUCAGUUGCUGAUGGUAAUCGUGUUAAAGUUAAUGUGAUUUUCGAAGUGAAAUGUUCAAAUGAAGGACCAUUUUUAGAUGUGUGUAUACAUUUUACAGUACAGUUUUUUGAAAAAUAUAUUUUUCAGUUUAUCGAAACAACCUUCGAUGAAAAAUGGUCGCAUGCAACAUAUUGUGCAGAUUCUAUUCCACAUCCAUCAACAACUUCAAUCAAAUCUAAUCAUCUUCAAUUGAAAUACAGACCAAACAAAAAGAAGAGUGAACUGAAUUCAGCAUUUCUUGUUUAUUAUGAAACAAAUUGUCAAAAUGUGGAAUUAAUUGAAAGUUUCGGGUCAAUUCAAUCUCCAGGAUAUCCUGAUGAAGAAAUUGACAAUCAAAGUUGUGAUUGGAGAAUUAGAGUGCCGCUUGGGAAUCGGAUUGAAGUUCAUGUUCAGGAAUUUGUUAUGGAUGGUUGUAGGCUGAGUUAUUUAGAGGUAAGAUUUGGAAAAUUGAAAAAUGAUGUUUUUGAGUCAAAGAGAAAACAAAUUUUCAGGUUUCUGGAAUGUCUCAUGCCAUCCUCGAUGAUUGUUCAAAUGAAACAAAUAUUUCAAAAUUCUGUGAUUCAACAAAACCGAAAAUAAUCCUCUCCACUUCCAAUGUGCUCAAUAUAACUUAUCAAACAGCAUAUGAAACAUCAAAUCGUUUUUGGAUAAAAUAUUCGACAAUUGGAUGUGUUGAAAAUAUUUAUAAUUCAAGAGAUAUCAUAAUCAAGUUGGAUGAUGUAAACAGUGAUGAAUUUGAAUGUCAAUAUUGGAUUCAUACCGAACCUGGAAAGAAGAUUCUUGUCACCAUUAAUGAAUUCAAUUAUAAGCCAGAAGAUGAAAAUUGUAUUUAUCGACCUGAUAGGAGUUCAGAUUAUAAAGGUUUUGUGUGGUUCCAAGAGAUCUCAAAAAUCCCAGAAGUUCAAUUAUGUGAACCAGUUUCGAAUUAUACAUUUGAAUCACAUAUGGAUAAAAUAUUUUUGAAAAUGAGGUUGAGCAAAACUCAUAUCAAAGGAUCUACAGUUUUAAAUGCCACUGUUAGAAUUGUUGAUGAAGUCGAGAAUGAUCCUUGCAAUGCGGUUGUAAAAAUCACCGAUUAUUUGGAGCAUCGUGUAACAAGUCCAAAUUAUCCUCAUCUUUUCCCACCUGGUAUUCAUUGUACUUGGAAGUAUAUGGUUGAUGAAGGAUAUCAUUUGGAAAUCAUUUUUGAAGAAUUGAACACUCUAAACACUUCUGAUCUUCGUGGUAAUGAUUGUGCUGCAGAAUUGAUGGGAGAAAUUGAUUUGUAUAAAGAUUCUGACAAGUGAGUUUUAGUAAAAAAAAUCUUUAUUUAAAAAAAAUAAUUUUUCAGAUCCCUUUCAAAUCGAAUAUCAUCAACAUGCCAAUUCGAAGUUGAUGAACCUUACGCGAUUCUUUCGAAUACUUCGAUCUUAAAAUUUUCCAAUGAGAUUUCAAUAAAUCCACUAAUCAAUGAAACAGUGGGAUUCGUGGCGAGUUUUAGAAGAAUAUGUGGAGGAAUUUUUGAAAGCAAGGGUUUCAAUUCAAGAUUUUCUGUCCAUCUUGAUGAUACAUGUAUUAUAACAUUCAAGAAUUCAGAUGAAUCAGGUUAGAAUUUUUGAAAACUCUAAUAUGUAUUUCAUAAUUUUUUGCAGCGGGCUCAAUGAUCUAUGCGAAACUCGAAUCAAUAUCUUUCCACAAAGGCCAAUACUACUAUGUGAUUGACAGUGGCCCAAAAGAAUCGAUCGAUUUUCUGCGUGAUGGUCCUUGGGAAUUCAAAGCACAUAGAUAUAUUGCUUUUCAUUUUUUGGAGAAUUCGGGGAAAAUACUCACAUUCACAUUUGGGCCAGAAAAAACAAGUUAGUUUUGAAUUUUGAAUAAUCCAAUAAUAUUCCUAGGUUGUGGUGGUGAACUGCUUGAUCAACAAAGCAUUGUUGAGAUCUUAUCCAAAGAUCAUCCAAAAUCAAAAGCUCUUCAUUGCACUUGGGAUAUCAAUAGUAGCCCUGGAAAUCAUAUUGAACUCAAUUUGAAGUACGUUGACCUACCUUUUUAUUAAAAUAUAAAAAAAAUAUAUUGCAGUUUACAUCAAAAUCCAACUGCCCUCGUGAAUUGUAGUGAUAAUAAUUACAUCGAAAUUUAUGACAAGACAUCGAAUAAGAUUCUUCCGAUAUCUUGUGAUUCCAAACAAAAAUUCGAAGCUGAAAGUUUGAAAGUCACUUUGCGGUAUAUUCCCGAUGAAUUUUCAAAUGGUCCGAAUAUCCGUUUUGAUUAUGAGAAAGUUGGAGGAGGUGAGACGAAUUCGAGAAUUAUUAGCCCGCCUAUACCAAGAUCAAAUGAUGAGAAGGAAUAUGAAUGGGUUGUUCGAGUUGAUGAUGAGAAAAUGGUAAGUUUAUAGUAGCAACUAAAACAUUUUUAAUAAAAACCUCCCAUUCAGAACGGAAUCCUGAUCAAAGUCUCAAAUUCAUAUUUUGCCAAAAACUCCAAGCUCGAAUUCUCCGAAGUUUUCGACAAUGGCGAAAAUGGCUCUCCAGACUAUAUGUUCAAUCAUAAAAAUCAGCAAGAUCAAGAGUUUAUUCUAACAUAUCUCAAUGUGAAAAUUCGAGCGAGAAUCAUCGAAGAAGAUGAUUUCAAAAUCACCUGGGAACCUGUUCCAAAACCAAGUGAUUCUGAAAAUAUUCCCAGCAAUUUAAUUCUUCCGAAAUGUAAUGGGCAAUUAACACCAAGCUUCACUACACAAUCGAUUAUUCGACCCGUCGGAGAACAUCGAUGUGUUUGGACAAUCGUGAAUCCAUCAAUAUAUGGAAUAUCUGUGAAGUUGAAGAAUUUUAUCUUGGGUUCGGGUGAAAAUCUGAAUUCUGUCUUGUGUGUUAGUGAAUAUUUGGAAUUUUUUGUCGAUGGAAAAAAGUUAGUUUUUUUUUUAAAUUCAUUGUCGAAACAUUUUUCUGCAGUUAUGGCAAAAAUCGGCUUUGUCGUGAAGAUUACGAAAUACCAGAAACCCUUUUUGACUUCAAAAAAUACAACAAAAUCGAGAUAGUUUACACAUCAAUUGGUGAACCAUCUGAACGGGAUUUUGUGAUUCAAUAUCAAUCGAUAUGUCAAAUUGAAGCAAAAAUCGAUGGACAUUUGAUUUUGAGUCAUCCGAUCAUAGAAUCUAAAGAUGAAUUAGAUUGUACUUAUCGAAUCAAAUCGAAAAAUCGCAAGAAGAAUUUGGUGGUCACUGCUACAAAAAUUGAUAUGCAACUCUGUGAUCAAAAUAACUCUUUGACAAUUGUGAGUUUUAUGUUUUAUGAAGGUGUGCCCGAAUAUUUCGCAAUAAUUCUUGUAAAAAUAUAUUUUCACUCUCCGUCUAUGACUUUGCAGAUGUAAGCGUUGAAAAAAAUAGAGUGGGGAGAGAAGAGAGAUUAGACACUUAGAGUAGUUUUGAAAAUUACACGUACUUCUAACAAAAAAAUCAAAUGUUUUACAGCGAGAUUACCAUCACUGGCAAUCAGAAUCUUUCGACUUCUGCAUAAAUUCUUCUACGAAAAUCUUCGAAAGUGGAUCAUUAAUUCACAUUGAUUUCAAAACAACAACUCCUCAAGUUCAACAUUUCCAAAUCCGAAUUGAGGAAAAAAUUGUGGAUUGCUCAGAUGAAACAUAUAGAUUGACAAAUGACAUUCCAUUCAAGAUAAUCAAUUCGCCAAAUUUUCCGAAUAGCAUCCCACAAGGUUUGAACUGCAAAUAUCCAAUAACAGUUCCACAUGGAAAACGAGUUAUGCUUUCGUUUGAUCCGGAUAAUUUUGAUCUGGCAGUAUCUGGAAAUGGAAGAUAUAUCCUUCCAUCAGAGUAAACUUUUAUUUAAAAAAUUGAGAAAGUUUUUUUUUUAAUUUUCAGUGAUCAUUUGAUGGUCUACGAUGGAAUUUCUGAAAACGAUCGAGUUAUUGGAAAAUAUAAAGGUCACCAUGCUCCAUCAACAAUUUUCUCCACUUCCAAUUCAAUGUUAAUUCUUCUGCAUACUGAACAUGGACCAAUAAGCCAACGAUUUAUUGCAAAUGUAUCGAUUGCAACUUGUGGUGGGACAAUAGUUGUCAAAGAUUCGGAAACGAUUUCCAUCAAAUCACCAGAGUUCCGAGCUGGAAGGAAUAACUCUUGUCAAUGGAAUGUCGUAGGGUUGCACAGUCAUAUGUUGGAUGUUAGGUGGGUUUUCUGAAUGCGAACAUUAUGAAAAUUCACAAUUUGAUCUCAAAAAAUUGGAUAUUUUCAGAGUCAGCAAGUAUGAGAAUCUCGAUUGCAAGAAAGACAAACUUCUCAUCCAUGAUGGAAAUUCAACUGCAGAUCUUUUGCUACCUAUGGUUUGUAAAGUGGACUUGGAAUACGAAACAAGUUUUUCAAGUCAAAUCACAAUUUCAAGCUUUUUGGUAUGAUUUUUCUUUUGAAAACAAAAAAAAACUCUUUACUAUGUAUUCAGGAAAGCCAUGGAAGUUUCGAAAUUUUGGUAAAAUUGAGUGAAAGAGGUUGUGGUGGUGACAUCACCAAUGAUUCUGGUGAAAUCUUUGCUCCAGGUUAUCCAAAUCGUCUUUUGCCACGUGUAAAAUGCGUUUGGAAUCUUCGAGCUGAAAUUGGAUUUGUCUACGAUCUCAAAUUCAAAUUCAUCGACACCACUGAAUAUUCUCCCGAUUGCUAUGGAAAUUUAUGGGUUGGUUGAUAUUUUUUCUGGAAAACAAACAUGAAAACAAAUCAUUUUAUUUUUAGUUGCUGGAACGGUAUGACCCGAUUUCCGUCCUGAAUUCUCAUCGUGGAAAUGGAUUUUGUGUAGAUAAAAGUGUUUUACAAACAUCAACAGAUAGUUCAGUAUUGUUGUAUGAUGAUGAUAUGAGCAGACAUCUUCAAUAUCGACCGGGAAAUUCGGGAACAUUUUCGCCAUUUUUGAUUGAAUAUACAAAGGUAGGAUUGGGAAUGAGAAUUUUUUUCUUUUUUCAAAAGCCUCUAGCUGUCUGAACCCUCUUCACUCUCCCCAUAUAUUCUCUUAUUUUCACACCUGCAAAGUCAUAGACAUAGAGGAGAAAUAUUUUUUGAAAACUUAUUGCGAAAUAUUUUGGAAUCAAAGGAAAAUUAUUUUUUCAGGUUCAAAACAACAAUUGUUCGAAAUUGAUCACCUCCAACUAUUCCUUCAACUCGACAAAUUCUGAAUGCAGUAAGGAUGAAAAUAUUUUUAUUAAAUUUCAAAUCUAUGUUUUUUACAGAAGCAAUUCACUUGAAAAUCAAAAAUUCCGAUGAAAGUUCCACAGUAGUUUUGACAGCUCGUGAUCCUAAAAAUGAAAAAGGAUGGUGUUAUGGAGAAAAUUAUGUUGUUCAGAGUAAGAUUUGUCAAUAUUUUUUAAUGAAAAAUUAAGCCAAACUUUAUUUAAGCGAAUGCUCCGAUUCAAUACUACCAGAAAACGUGUCAAGGAAUGCACCCAUCGCGAACAUUUUUAUUUAUAAAUGAUGAAAUCGAUGUUUUUGCCAAGUUUGGAAAAUUUUAUUUUGAUAUUGUUUAUUAUGGUAGAAUAAUUUUCAAACAAUUUUCAUAAGUCCCAUCAACAAUUUUCAGAUUGCGGUGGACUUAUCAAAUCUCCAAAUUCUGGACAAAUCAUGGGAUCGAAAAAUUCAACAUGUUUAUGGCUUUUGGAAGCUCCGGAAAAUAUGAAAAUCAAAUUAAUCAUCAAGGAAUUGGAGAUUGAACAUUUAUCAAAAGAUUGCAAGACUGGAUUGAAAAUUGGUGAAGGAAAUGAAGCGAAACUCAAUGUUAUUCAAGAUCUAUGCACUUCUCUUGAGAACGAAAGUUUUGAAGUUACUUCAAGAUCUAGACAUCUACAAGUUCAGUGGCAAUGUGAUCUUCAAAAUUGUGAAUUUGUUAUGGAAUAUGAAUUUAUUGGUGCAGAAGAUACUUGUGGUUUUUCAACUUCUGAAAUGGAGGGUGUGAUUCAUCUUGAGAAAUAUGAACCAAAUCAGAAUUGUGUUUGGAAUAUUCAAGUUCCUGAAAUGCAUCAUAUCAAAUUCACAUAUCAAGAGAUGAAUCUAGAAGACUCGAAAAAUUGUGUUGAAGAUCGACUGGAAUUUCAAGAAAAAGUUGAUUCUGAAACUGACACAAAUAUUCAUUGCGGAAAAGGUUUACCAAUCCCACAUGAAACAUCGUCAAAUUUUGCAAUGUUCAAUUUCACUGCCGGUUCUCGAAAUAAUUCAAAUCUUAUCAUAAAAGGAGGAUUCAAAAUCUAUUGGGAAGCAAUCUGUGGACAAGUUUUGACAUCUUCAGAGGGUGUUAUUCACUCCCCAGAUUAUCCGUAUUAUCCAAAUAUUGAUCAAAAGUGUGGAUAUGUUAUCAAAGGAAACACUAUUGAUUUGGAUUUAGAUUUAAUUAAUCUUGGCAUGUCGGAUUAUAUUGAAAUCAUCGAUUCUUCUUUGAAAGUUUUCUUAAAUAUUACUGGUCGUAGUUAUUACUGGGAUAAUAUCGGAACCUCUCAACGAGUUAAAGGUCCAAUAGAAAUAAUAUUCAACAAACAUUUCGUCAAAUAUCGUGAAACUACUAGCCACAAAUCUUUCAAAGGAUUCAAAAUAAAAUAUCAAGUUGUGACAUGGGGUGGAGAGUUGGAUGCCACCAAUUUUAUUGAACAAAUUGAAAGUCCUGAUUUUGAGAAUAUUCAAAAAAUCAAUUAUGAAUGCUUAUGGAAAAUAUAUUCUACUUCCGAAAGAGAUUUUGUAUUAGACAGCGUAGGUUAAAAUUUAUUUAACUGGCAAUUUUUUUAUUUUAUAGUUUGGCCCUUCAUCUCCUGUUCCAAAAGAUUGUGGAAAGAACAUGUUGGAAAUUCUGGAUGAGAAUAAGACAUUGAUCAGAAAAGAAUGUAGCGAAAAAGGUUGGAGUAAAAUGUGAGUUAGGAAACUGUGAAUUAUUUUGGGAGUAAGAAAAUUUCCUAAAAAAUUGAUGGAAAUUAUGAUUCACCUAUCAGUUUUAAGGCUGAAAAUUAUGCUUAUUUUUUUAAUCAUAACCUGAAAUUAUUCCAAUUUUCUUUUUCAAAAGCCUCUAGCUGUCUGAACCCUCUUCGCUCUCCCCAUUAUUUCUCUAAAUUUCACAUCAUAGACACAGAGUAAAAAAAUAUUUUUGAUAAAAUGAUUGCGAAAUUUUAUAUGAAAUAUUGAACGCACUAACCACACUUGGCGAGAGAGUGUCCCAAAAUUUUUGUGCAGCGUGAAAAUUUUUUCAGAAUAAAAAUUGUGAAGCUUGAAACUUUGAAUUUUUUUGAAUAUUUUCAUCAAAAUCCGCUGAAAAUCAAUAACUUUUUCGUGAAAAAAUGUGCAGUGAAAUGAAAAAAAUCUUUAAAAUUUUUAUUAGCUUCCCGCCCAAAUCGAAAUUUUGGUUUGGGCGGGAAUUUUUAUUUGAAAAAUUAUCCUUUUUGGACACGUCUCGUCAGGCGUGGCACUAACUAAAAUAGAAAAUUUCAGAAGAAUUCCUGGCCCGCAAUUCUUCAUAAAAUUCACAAUCAAUGACCCAACAAUUGUCCCAUUCCAACUGAACAUUCUUCCAAUUUUACCCGCAAAUUGUGACCAAGUUUUGAUUGCUUCUACUGACAAUUGGAAUGUGAUAACGCCACCAACAAACCACUCGCUGGCUAUAAAUCAAUGUGUCUGGAGAAUAAAUGCAAAUGCUGAUGAAAAAAUAAGAAUAAAAUAUGGAAAAAAUGGAUGUGGAAAACUCGUUGGAAAAUCGUUGAAAGAAAUUGAGGAUCAGAAGAAAUAUUUGUUUUCAUUGAAUGAGAAAUGCGAUGGAGACAAUGAGGUUGAUGUUGUUAUGGAAGAUAAUCCAUUAUUUUUGGUAUAUCAAGAUAAUCUGCUGAUUAGGAAAGAAUUCAACAUUUCCUAUAUUGCAGUGAAAACAGGUAAAAAACCAGAAACAUUUUUUUCUGAUUUUUAAAAAUCUCAGCUUCUCAAAAUCUCCACCUCAUUGCCACCAAUUCUAUUCAAACCAUCAACUUGAAUUCGACACAAUUACAAUCUCACAGUCAUAAAAUAAAUAUUGAAGAACCGACGAAUCAACCAAUAUAUUUUGAUAUAAAAAUUCAAGGACAGAUUUGUUUGACGAUUUCAAAUCUCGGAAAUCCAAUACAAUGUGAAUAUCGUUUUUGCUCUUCAAAAAAUCAACUUUCUGGCAAAAUCUGCGCGUCUGGUGAAUAUGUUUCAUCAUCAAAUGAUAUUGAUAUCACAACUUUUCCAAAUGGAGCAGAAAAUGAGUUGAACAUCAAAUUUCAUGUUAUUGAUUGUGAGUUUCGAAAUCUGAACCACUUUUUUUUUCAAAAAUCUAACAUUAAAUUUUGCAGUCUGUAAUCGUACAAUAAAUAUUACUCAACAUUUUGCUGGAUCUUUGGAAAGUUCAAAAAAACCUUUUUGUUCUACAAAACUGAUUGGAGAGAGACAAAUGCUUUUGGUUUUCGAGGAACUUCAGAUGAAUUCUACAAGUUGUGAUCUUCAAAUUUUCUCAGGUAAUGGAGAAAAAUUGGAAGCUGAAGUUUGUUCGACAAUGAUUCCAGAUGCAAUUUUGGGCAGUAAUCUUACAGUAAGUCGAAAAAAUCAAUAAAGUUUCUCUACGCCUAUCAUUUUUUUUUUCAUAUUGUCUCAAAAUCCGAAUCAGUUCAAUACAAAGCGUCAUAUUUUUCUGUUUGGAGUCAAGAAAGUGAUCACAUUAUAUUUUUCGAAAACAGCGAUCCACAAGGAAUAAUAAACAGCUUUAAAUUUACACCAAAUAUUAGACAAAGGUCAGUUUUUUCAGAAAUUCCUAAUUGCACAACAUUUUUUUUUCAGAUUUAUGAUAACUCCACAUAACAGAAAACAAUGUACUUUAACUUUUAUGCAUUUCACAAUUCAAAAAUGUGAACCAACAAGUGAGUUUAUUUUUUGAAUUACAGAACAUUAAUUGUAUUUUUCUCUGCGAGAUUUCAGGUUUGACAAUCAAACUACGUUCAAAAAAUGGAGAAAGAAUAAUGGCAUUUUGUGAAUUACCGAAGAACCCAAUAAUAACCGAUGAACCAGAAGGAUUUGAAAUAUAUUUCGAUCCUUCGAUAACUUCAAAUGACGACAGCUUCAGAAUUCAAUGGAAAUGUGAAUAG
Caenorhabditis angaria is the source of this 14363-nucleotide messenger RNA. Lineage: Eukaryota; Metazoa; Nematoda; Chromadorea; Rhabditida; Rhabditidae. The record is from the annotation of a GenBank genome assembly.